AUGGGUUUAGUUGAAGAUUUCCCCAAGGAUCCAUUCACGCCUAGCCUACCUUAUGCGGCCUCCGCGCAGCUUCCAGUCACCAUGCCCUGGGGUGGAAACAUUAUCCGAUUGGGUACGCCCCUGACAGUUGGGAGUUGUCCCCAGGAGACGAGAUUCCUGGAAGAUCAAAGUGCCUUUGCCCCUGAAUCACUGCGCAAGAGCUCGCUGGUCUUUCAAAGCUCCUGCCAGGGUACAGUGACCAGAUCCACCACCACCUCCGCAGCAGAAAGCCAUGAGCAUACCUCGUUUUCCUUGCAGGCGCAAGUCGGCGGGUCUGCGAUCGGCGUGUCCGGGCGCGGAAACUAUGAAGCCCGGGUGGCGACCAACCAGCAUGCCCAGAACGCCAGCUUCCGUGCAGAAUACCAAGCUGGGCGUAUUGGCUUCGACGAACCCCCGCGUCUCUCAGCCGACGCCCUUGCUUUGCUCCAUAAUCGCGCCGACCCGAACGCUUUCCGAGCCAAAUAUGGGGAUUAUUAUGUUGGGGCUUAUCUGCUUGGUGGCGCUAACUCGCAGCUUCUCUCAUGCACAGCCAUGGGUGCCUCGUCUUCCAAGGAUAUGAGUGCUCAAGUCACGGGGAGAUUCUUAGGAUUCAAAAAGACUGUGAGCAUUGAGGAUCAUGAGCGAGCCGAGGCAGCGAUGGGACAGUAUGAAUUGGUCGCCUAUGAUUCCCUCGAUGCCUGGGAUUGCACUCACAAGGGGGGUGCUGGGCAGGCAGAUCUAGAGCUCACGGCUCGCGCGAACUACGAUCGAUGCAGCACCCUUGUCAAUCGCGUGGCCGCCAAGGUGGAGGCGAUGCAGCUGCAGCAUGGCGCACGCGUGCCCUGGGAUAGCUGCGAGGCUAUUUGUCGCGAUCAUUUGGUGGUCCAGAUCUUGUUGCUUCCGUAUGCCAAAGUGAAGGAGUACGCAUCGGCUGUUUUGUCCGCCGCCCAGCUUCCCCAGCUGAGCUGA
Penicillium nucicola is the source of this 987-nucleotide messenger RNA. RefSeq lists its product as uncharacterized. The record is from RefSeq and is a predicted model, not a curated record. NCBI's taxonomy places the organism in Eukaryota, Fungi, Ascomycota, Eurotiomycetes, Eurotiales, Aspergillaceae. The transcript has 2 exons. Bases 1 to 987 code for a protein of 328 amino acids.